This is a messenger RNA of Teleopsis dalmanni, 2899 nucleotides long. It is a transcript of the gene twy, whose product is annotated as protein FAM184A. Bases 98 to 2896 code for a protein of 932 amino acids. The record is from RefSeq and is a predicted model, not a curated record. The transcript is spliced from 2 exons. NCBI's taxonomy places the organism in Eukaryota, Metazoa, Arthropoda, Insecta, Diptera, Diopsidae. Gene Ontology annotation, biological process: cilium assembly; establishment of epithelial cell polarity. Gene Ontology annotation, cellular component: ciliary basal body; ciliary transition fiber; centriole.
UAAGACAAAAAACAUAAAUGAAGUUAUAAAUAAAAAUAAAUUAGUUGUUUUGCUUUUCCUUGUUCAAAAUUAAAGUCCUUUUGAGUUUGUUUUUGAUAUGCUUGGGGACCCACUAGCAGAAUUACUGAGUGACAAUAGUCUGGAAAAUGAGCAAUUCUUUGAAAGUCAAACAAAUGUUACAAAGAAUAUAAGAAAACCAGCUAAUAAGGUAAUGGAUGAUCUGCUUGGAACAAAAGAAGAACUCUUUCAACUUACACCUAAGUCAUCAAGUGGUAUAAUCUCAAGCUCUGCCAAAAAAUCUGCUUCUGAAAAGACUUUAGUAGGAAUGGACGCUGCAGAUGAUGAUUUGGGUUUUGAUCCUAGAAAACCUAAAGCUGUUGGUAAGAGUAAUAUAUUGGAUGAAUUAUUAAAUGUAACAGAAAGUAAACGUCCCAAUUCUGCGUUAACGAGGCCACCAGUGUCAAGACAAUCAACCGACACAACGACAGAUAACUCAAAUCUUUGGCAGUUUCAAGCACGUCCAAAAACAUCUGGAGGUCGAUAUAGUUCAGGCACGUCAAAUCAACAAAAUUCAAAUUUAUUAAAUCUUUUCAAUAACGAAUCCAAAGAAAAAGAUUCUAAUGUAACAAGAAGGAAAGUAGGCACAGUGGACUGGUUGGGAAUCAACACGGAUGCAGAGGAAACAACGAAUAAACGUGUAGAGACUGCAGAGCGUCCUGUAAAAUCAGCUAAACAGCAACAGAGUGAAUUUACAAAUUUUUUGAAGGUGGUGGAAACCGAUGCAGAACCUGAACCACAUACACAUAAUACUGACAACGAAAGUAAAGCACCAGAGGAGUUCAUAGCCGAUGCGUCAGCUAUUAAUAUAUUUCAAGCUGUGAACUUAGAAACGAAGAAGUCUCUUACUGCAUUGCAGCAGCAGGAGUCACAGUUGUCAUUAGCAGCUCAAAUAAAAAAUCAAGAAACGGUUUUAACGGAUAUGCAACGUAAGCAAGAGACUCUGUUACAGCAACAACAACAACAAUUUCAGCAAUUAUUGACUCAACAAGUAGAACGUCAACAGUAUAUGGAGGAACACAUAAGAAAACAGCAAAAACGCAUUAAUGCACAGAUCGAACUGAUGAUGGCAUUGCCUAAUAAAGAAUCUUCCAAACUAUAUAAUAAUGAUGAAAAAGAUUUUGGCGAUUCUUCUGGUAAUAAGGUAUCUGCAGAAAAUGUGCGCGAUGACACGACAAAAUUUGAUGUGGUGCAAUUAGAGUCAGAAAUGAAACGCUUAAGUUUGGAAAAAUUGCGUUUGGAAGAAUUGGUGGAGGUGAUCAAAAGUAAUAACGACAAAGAAUUAGAAAUAACGGAACAGUCCUAUAAGAAACAAUUAAGUGUUUUGGAAGAUCAUCUUGCUGUGGUGGAAUCCCGGUUCGAGAGUGAUAUAAAUUUACAAGAAACUUAUUAUAAAAACAAGAUCGAGCGGUUGAAAGAAGAAAAAGAGACUUUAAGAUCCGAAUAUGAAGUAACUAUUGCUUCUUUAAAACAACAACACGAAGACACAAUAAAAAAGUUGAGAACGCUUCAUGAAGGCGAUAUAGACUUGUUGAAGGAUGAGCAUCGGAGGAUGGUAGAAUCUAUAAGAGAAGCCAAAAUGCUUGAGUUUUCAACUAUACAUGAAAGCAACAACUAUUUAGACACGUUAAAGGUGGCUUCGAACAAAUUAGAUAAUGUGAGUGGUGGCUUAGUGGGCUUGCGUGACGACCUUCAUAAGAAAAUUGAAGUACUACAGUUGGAAAAGGAAAAACAUUUAGAAUUGCGGGAAAAUAAAUUGAACGAUGCAGAGAGACGUUUGAAAAUUAUUGAAGAAGCUGCGGAUGCAGAUAAACAAAGGCUGAUGGAUCUAGUCAGUACACUUGAAAUGCAAUUAUCAAAGAUUUCGAAGGAGUCAUCCGAAGAAAAUUGGCAAUUAAGACAGAAAUUGUCUGCAAUAGAUGCUGAGAAAAUUGCAUUCGAACAUGAAAAAGAAUUUUUCCGGGAGCAAAUGAUAAGGGAUGAAAAAAGAAUCAACGAAUUGAAAGAUUUCCAAAUUGCUGAAGCGCAAAAAAUAGCUGUUGGCCUACAAGAGGAGCGUUCGCGUUUGCAGAUUGAACGUACAAAAAUAGAAACAGAAAAAAAGCUACAGUUACCCAAUGAUUUUGAAAACCAUCGCUUAGAACUGGAUUCUUCAAUGCAAGUAGCCGCAGAUGCCAUCAAACAAGCUGAUGCCGAGCGAGAACGUUUCCACAAAAUGCAAAAGCAGUUGGAACACCAGAGGAGAACUUUGAUACAGAAAGAAAACGAAUUGCGCGAACGGGAAGAACAAUUGGAGCAAGAGUUGAGUGCUUAUUGUAUAGCGGAGAGAAAGUCUCAAGAAGCUCUACAGAAAGCACGUUUAACCGAACAAACUUUUCAAAAACGACUCCAAGAUUUGCAGCAGCGUUUAGUUGAAGUUAGUGAAAAAGAAGCGAACCUAAGUCAAGAACGUUUACUAAUGUCCCAAGAACGCAUUUCUCUGCAAUCGAUGAAACAAAAAAUGCUCUCAUAUAAUUGUCCUCUUUGUAAAAUAAAUGAAACCAAUGAAAUAAAUCAAUUCCUACCUCUGACGACUGACAAUAAUCAAAGCAGCACACGCGAUGAAGUUCCCACUGACACGGAUUUGCCGAAUUUCAGUGCUCUUUUGGAAAGCCAAAGCAACAUUGUGGACCGCAUUUUAGACGAAAAUAUAGCAAACUCAUUGCGAAAAAUGAGAAAUUUCACAGGAAGCAACUUGGAUUUUUGGACACAAUCCGUUUUAGAUGAUGACACUAAAAACUUAGCUUUACAGAAUAUUGAUGCUACCUCAGUCACAUCUAAAGACGAAAGUAAAGUGUAAUAU